AUGCAUCCAUUUCUAUACUUUCAACUACUCUCACAUGCGAUUAUUAUGCCAAAGAGUGCUACAGCCAAAGUCAAACGAAAGCAGAAUGUGGUCAUUUUAAAAAGUCCAUCGGGACAUUGUCGUUUCUGUGGCCCUACUUAUAAAAUGUCAGGAGUUUCAUGUGUGUUAUUACUCAACUCUUCAGAAGGAAGUACUGACCCACAAACACUGGAGAAUCUUAUUAGGAAAUUAGAACUUCUUGGUGCACGGAAAUGUGGUCGAAUGCAUAUUGAGAGUGCAGUUUACUUUUCAAAUCUUCCCAGGUCUCAAUGUAAAACAUUUCAAAUACUGACAUCAACUGAAUAUCCAGCAUCGUGUUUUCUGUUCUCAGAUAAUCAAACUGCUUUAGUUGCUGACUUAUCAUUUCGUGAAUUUCCAGGUUAUUUAAAGGCUUUUUAUCAACGCAAAAAGAAAUUACAAGUUGAAGCUAAGGGAGUAAAAUAUCAGUUAGGUGAUUUCGGUAUUAAUUUUGUCACAUUGUUCAUGGGGCAAAGUGCUGCAGUUAAGGGAUAUUUAAUUGAGGUUUCUUUCCAAGCAUCAUGUAUGAUACACUUGUGCCGGGAUAUCUUGAAAGCUUUCAUUACUCAAGUAUUACCAGAUAUAUGUCCUCCAGCUAACAGUUCAACAGAACACAUAUUUAGUCCAUCGUUUUUACAAGCUGUUGAAACUGGUACAUUUGAUGCUCCACGUUGGCCUCCAAGUCAAUUGGCUUUUCCUGUUGAAAACAAUUUUCUACAAAAUGAUUCACCACUCUCACAUGUAUGUGCUAGACUCACUAUGACACAGUAUGCAGAACACAUUAAUGUUGUUCGACGUUUAUCAAGACAAUCUGUAAAUACACCAAACACGCUUGGGACAGAUGGUUCUGGAUCAUACGCUCCCCCUCCUCAUAACAAUCCAUCUAAUCAAACUAAUUCAAGCAAUCGUCCUCGUGAUUGUUUAUCCUUGUUUUUUCAGUCUGAUAUCAGCGAGCAGUUGAAAAAAUCAGAUUUGAAAAAAUUGGAAUCUAUUCAUGCUAGAUUAUCUAAACACUGUGAACUAUGGUCUGAUGAACUUGUAUAUGAAUUAGAAACUCGUCAUCGCUUGCAUGAUCAACUUAAAGAUAAAUAUGAGAAUAUUACAUUCAUACUUCAAACCGAAUGUAAGAGAAAAGGACAGGAUGCAAAUCUGAAAUUCAGCAUAGAGCCUCGUUUGAGUGAUGAAGCUUUUGAUGAAUGGGUUAACGCUAUACGUCUCAUGGCUCGUUUAGGUGAUGGAUUGCCAGCAUCUAUUCGUGCACGCGUAUGGUCAACUCUUGCAGAUCGGCAGCUGGCUAAACAACAUGUGGACUGGGAUCAUGUUAUUAAAGUGGCUUUCAAUGAACCAUCCAAUCAAGAUGAUGAUAGAUUAGGCGAACAGAUUGUAAAAGAUCUACAUCGUACUGGAUGUGAACAGUUUGGUUCAGAUUCUGACAGAGCAUCAUUAAAACGUGUACUUCUGGCUUACGCUCGAUGGAAUAAACGUGUAGGCUAUUGUCAAGGAUUCAAUAAAGCAUUUAAGAUUAUGGUUUACCUAAUUGACUAUGUCUUACCGGAAUCAUAUUUUGCACAAAAUCUACAAGCGCUUUCAGUAGAUAUUGCUGUCUUUCGUCAACUUUUACAGACAAGACUACCUGAAUUAGCCAACCACUUGGAUCAGUUGCAAUAUAAAGCUGCUUUAGAAACUGAAUAUCAGUCGGGAGCAAAACGACCACCGUUUGAUAAACAGGAUAUUGUAUCAGGGAAAAGUCAAGGUGCUUAUGAGCCACCAUUAAUGAAUGUUUAUAUUAUUCAAUGGUUUCUUACACUAUUCGCUACUUGUUUAGCUCCGGAUGCAGUUCUACGUGUAUGGGACAGUAUCCUACUUGAGGGUUCUGAAGUGAUUCUAAGAACUGCAAUUGUUAUCAUGGAUUUUCUGAAAAGCCGUUUGUUAAAAUUAAAGUCAGCUGAUCAAUUUUACACUACUAUGAGUGAUUUAAUGUCAGCGCUUGCUGAAGGGAAAAUUGUCAGCAGUCAAGAAUUAUUAUUUGAAAUAUACGAAUUAGCACCAUUUCCCUAUCCGGGUCUGAAAGAAUUACGCGAAAAGUUUAUGUAUAAUAUUGCACCACUAGUUCUGACCAAUAUGAAUAAUAAUCCAUUUACUGAUUGUACUACUAAGGAUGGUCAAAAUAAGAAGAAAGCUGAUAAAUUCAACUUUCUGAAGUAUUUUUCUACAAGCUUUAAAAAACCAGAAUCACUAGAACCUACUAGUACUGUCAAAACUCUAACAAAAUUCAAGAAGGAUAAGUUGACACUCAUAUAA
Trichobilharzia regenti is the source of this 2358-nucleotide messenger RNA. The record is from the annotation of a GenBank genome assembly. NCBI's taxonomy places the organism in Eukaryota, Metazoa, Platyhelminthes, Trematoda, Strigeidida, Schistosomatidae.